Messenger RNA from Thunnus maccoyii (southern bluefin tuna), 2591 nucleotides. Its product is annotated as zinc finger protein 568-like. The coding region runs from base 261 to 1748 and encodes 495 amino acids. The record is from RefSeq and is a predicted model, not a curated record. Gene Ontology annotation, molecular function: DNA-binding transcription factor activity; RNA polymerase II cis-regulatory region sequence-specific DNA binding. The transcript is spliced from 4 exons. Gene Ontology annotation, cellular component: nucleus. Gene Ontology annotation, biological process: regulation of transcription by RNA polymerase II. Lineage: Eukaryota; Metazoa; Chordata; Actinopteri; Scombriformes; Scombridae.
GCUACGCCUGUACUACUUCUACUGUUCAUCCCAUGGAUGUGUGAAGAGAACAGACCCCUGGUGAUGAGAUUCAGGGCUCAAACUCCUAAUACAAUGCAAAAAAAGCGGAAACGGAACAAAAUACUACCUCAUUCCACUGACGGAACUUAACAGCGUGACACCCAGCGGAAGUAAAGGCUAGUCGCGUAUCUAUCGAAUUAGCUGGAAGAUAACGACGUAGUCGUAGCGCAGUUAAAUGUUUAACGUGUAAUUAAACAAGAAUGUCUUCAGUUCAGUGUUUGAGAGAGUUGAUGAACCAGCGACUAACUGCUGCUGCUGAAGAAAUAUUCACAGUUUUUCAAAAAACUAUCGUCGAGUUCGAGGAAGAGAUCGACCGUCAGCGCAGACUGCUGGAUAUCGUUUGGAAACCAGAAAUACGGUUACACAGAACAGAGCUUCCACAGCAGCAUGUAUGCAAGGAGCAGAAGAUUCUCCCUGAACAGCAAAGUUUUGUUGUUUGGAAACCUGAAAUAAAUGUACACAGAAUAGAGCCCCCACAGCAGCAUGUCUGUAAGGAGGAGGAGAUUCCUGCUGACCAGCAGCUCUGUAACCAGGAGAGGAACUCCAGUCUGGACCGGGAGGACCCAGAGCCUCCACAGAUUAAAGAGGAACAGGAGGAACUCUGCACCAGUCUGGAGAGAGAAGAUCUGGUACUGCAGCAGGAGACUAAAACCUUUAUGUUGACUCCUACUUAUGGGGAAAGUGGCAACAGUGAAGAUAAGACUCUGGACUUGAGUCCUGAUGAAACUCAGAGUGCAGCAGAGAAAGAGCACGUUGUCAGCAUCUCUGUGGUACCAGAAACAAACAGUGACGACCAGCUGCUCUCUUACAACUCUUAUGUAGCUGAGAGCCGAGAUCACAAAGGAGACAAACAUGAAGACUCAGGAUCAACUAGAAAUGAAGAGACAAAACCACAGAAGGGACAUGACAGAAGCAAAAGUCAAACUAACAAUGUUUGCAACUCCACCAAAAUUCACUUAAACACCUACACAGGUCAGAAGUCUUUAAUAUGUGACACUUGCGGGAAGUCUUUCAAAGAGAGGUACAAAUUAAAUCUACAUUUGAGAGUACACACAGGUGAGAAGCCGCACCUCUGCAACACCUGCGGGAAAAGAUUUAGUGACUUGUCAGCGUCAAAAAGACAUAUGUUGAUACACACAGGUGAGAAACCGUAUUCGUGCAAAACAUGUGGGAAAGAUUUCAGACUUCACAAUGUCUUGAAAAGCCACAUGAGAACCCACACAGGUGAAAAGCCGUACCUCUGCAACACCUGCGGGAAAAGCCUAAGUGAUCUGUCGGGAUUAAAAAAGCACAUGAGAAUACACACAGGUGAGAAGCCGUACCUUUGUAACACCUGUGGGAAAACCUUCGGUGACACGUCGGAUAUGAAAAGGCACAUGAGAAUACACACAGGCGAGAAGCCGUACCUCUGCAACACCUGCGGGAAAAACUUCCGUCACAUGUCAGCGUUGAAAAAGCACAUGAGAAUCCACACGGGUGAGAAGCCGUAUCCAUGCAAAACAUGCGGGAAAGAUUUCAGGUCUAGUAGCGGGUUGUUGGUCCACAUGAAGACCCACGCUGGUGAAAAGCCGUAUCUCUGCAACACCUGUGGGAAAAGAUACUCUCAACUGCCAGAUUUGAGAACGCACAUGAGAAUUCAUGCAGGCGAGAAGCCGUUUAAUUGCACGAAUGUGUGGGAGAACUUUUAGACUUUUUGGUGACUUGACAGCCCGCAUGAGGAGAGUCCACAAGAGUGAGAAGACGUACAACACGUGAGGGAAAAGAUGUACCACGGUCUGAAGUGGUGAAGCAGUGUUUCCCCUAUAACUGCACAGGCUUGGUGGGCCACCGGGCCAAAGAAAUCUUUUCUUUAAUGCCAAAAAUAACAUUAAAUAUCCAUUCAUUUGGAAAUCAAUAAUCAUAUGUGUCUGUUCUAAUAUGUGAGUCAACCUCUGUGUCGUUGCCAGGGAAACCCUUGACGCGAUGUGAGUGCCUCGUCUCUUUAGGGUUUUUCUCGUACGACCGGGCCCGAAAAAUAUUGUAGGGGAAACAGUGUGAAGCAUAUUAUAUUGCAUACAGGGAACUAAGACGAAUACAGGUUUGCAGUAGUUACAUCUUUGUGAUUGAACUGAUUAUGGAUUUACAUAAACAAAGGUCACAAUAUCUCAGUGUAAUGAAGUCGUACAUUUCCAACCAUGCCAUCAAUUAUGAAACAGUCAUAAUAUCCCAAAUCUUGGAAGAAUCCAAGAGUGCACAGUAGUGGCUGUCAAACUGAUGGUGUGAUUUAUGUUUUAACUUUUUACUGUUUUUAUACACAACCUCAGUUAUAUGAGUGGAUUUUAAAUUCUCUGGUGAUGUUCAGUCAGUUAUGUUUUCACCUUGUUGACUAGGGUCCUUUUUUUUGUUUGCAGAAUUUAUAUUUUAUUUUUUUAUGUCCUUUGCGGUUGGUUGGAUUUGAUACAACUUUUGUUGUUUGGGGCUUCAGAUGUGACACAAAGUUUUCAGAGUUUUGUUCAUAAUAAAAAAUAAAUAAAUAAAAAGCUGGAACCCGU